AUGUCUUCAACCUCACAAUCACACCUUCCGUGGAAGGUGCGCUUCUCUAUGUCCAUCCUAUCUGCCAUUUCUGAUAUCACUGGUCGUUCCAAUGGUACUAUUAAUCGCCGCCUCCUCGCCUUCAUUGACUGGAAAGUCCCUCUCAUACCAAAAUUUAAAUCCAUCAAUGGUAUCUCUUCCUCUGACGUCAUGGUAAACUCCACACAUAAUCUCUGGUUUCGUCUCUUUAUACCUUCCUCUACCACUGCAACUGCAAUCUCAUCCUUCCCGAUUAUCAUAUUUUUCCACGGAGGUGGUUUUGCGUACAUGUCUCCUUCUUCUAUCCCAUACCAUAUUCUUUGUCGGUUGUUUUGUUGUUCUUUUCCCGCUAUUGUUGUAUCUGUUAAUUACCGUCUUACCCCUGAACAUCGUUUUCCAUCUCAAUAUGAAGAUGGUUUGGAAAUUCUUAAGUUUCUUGAUAACAAUAGUGACGUUUUAGGAAAAUCAGCUGAUAUCACCAAAUGUUUUUUGGCAGGUGAUAGUGCGGGUGGAAACUUGAUUCAUCAUGUGGCAGUUAGGGUUUCCUUAGAAAAGUUUCGAGUCUUAAAAAUUAUAGGAAUGAUUUCGAUGCAACCGUUUUUUGGAGGAGAGGAACGAACUGAAUCUGAAAUUCGUUUGAAGGGGGUACCCGUUUGUUCAAUGGAAAAAUCUGAUUGGUAUUGGAAGAUGUUUUUGCCAGAUGGGUCAAAUCGAGACCAUGAAUCGUCUAAUGUUAGUGGACCAAAUGCAAUGGAUAUUUCAAAAGUGAAUUAUCCAAAUACUAUUUUGUUAGUCGGUGGAUUUGACCCAUUAAUAGAUUGGCAAAAAAGAUAUUAUGAGUGGUUGAGAAAUUCUGGAAAGGAAGUGGAAUUAAUUGAAUAUGAAAACAUGAUUCAUGCAUUUUAUUACUUUCCCGAUUUACCUGAAACUUCUCAAUUUAUUUCUAAAGUUAAAGAUUUUAUGAUCAAACAAAUGGUUAAAAUGAAUUAA
This is a messenger RNA of Lathyrus sativus (Indian pea), 1008 nucleotides long. The record is from the annotation of a GenBank genome assembly. Lineage: Eukaryota; Viridiplantae; Streptophyta; Magnoliopsida; Fabales; Fabaceae.